GCCAGCUCCGUUCCUUCCGGCAGUGCGGGUGGCGUCGCUCCCGCUGGCGGAGCGGGCCCAGGGCGAUCCCGGCGGAACCGGGCCGGGCCUGCCCCCGCCCCGCGGCCUCGGGCCCGGUACUGCGCAUGCGGGGCGCCGCCGCCGCGGCGCUUUCCGGGAAGAUGUCGGCGGCGUGGAGAGCGGCGGUGGCGGCGGCCGCCCGAGCCCCGCUGCGGGGACGGCUCGCCGGGAUGCGGCCCCCGCGCAGCCAGCGCCGUCCGUCCGCAUGGGGGGCCGCCGCCGCCGCUGCUCUGGUCGGGGGAGGCUGCCUGGCGGCGUGUUACAGCGGGCGGCCGCGCGUGUUCCCGACGGUCCUGGCUCAGAAGGAAGAUGUCAUUCAUGCAGACGUGGAUGAAAGACUGUCUCUUCGAAAGCACCGCUUCAUGCAUUUUGCAUCGUUGGAAUAUGAAGGGGAAUAUUACAUGACACCAAGAGAUUUCUUGUUCUCAGUAAUGUUUGAUCAAGUUGAACGCAAAGCCUCAGCCAAGAAACUGACAAAAAAGGAGGUAGAUGCUGCAGUGCUGUAUGUUGCCAAAGCUAAACCAGGACCAACCUUUUUUAGAGAGCUUGGUGAUAAAGGGUUGAUAUCUUAUGCAGAGUAUCUGUUUUUGCUGACAAUUCUUACAAAACCACAGACUGGACUUCAGAUUGCCUUUAAAAUGUUGGAUGCAGAUGGCAAUGAACAAGUUGAAAAGAAAGAAUUCUUUAAGCUACAGAGAAUCAUUGGGAAGGAAGAUGACUUGAAAGCAGCUGGAGACGAAACUGUACUUCGGGAAACAGAACUGGACAGCUGUGGUGUUAAUACCGUGUUGCUGGUACAUUUCUUUGGAAAACAGGGAAAGGAAAAACUUCGCUUUUCCGAGUUUUUCAGAUUCAUGGAAAAUCUGCAAACGGAAGUCCAAGAAAUGGAAUUCAUAAAGUUUUCAAAGGGUUUGAGCGUCAUGAGAAAAGAAGACUUUGCAGCGUGGUUGCUGUACUUCACUGAUGAGGAAAACAAUGAAAUUUACUGGCAGAAUGUGAAAGACAGAAUCGAAGCAGGAGAGAACAUCAGUUUGGAAGAAUUCAAGACUUUUUGCAAGUUUACAAAUAACCUGGAAGACUUUUCUAUUGCCAUGCAGAUGUUUACUGUAGCCAAUCGUCCUGUUAAGCGGGCUGAAUUCAAGAGAGCAGUGAAGGUGGCAACAGGACAGGAUCUGUCAGAUAAUGUUUUGGAUACCAUCUUCAAGAUUUUUGAUCUAGAUGGAGAUGACUGCCUCAGCCACAGCGAGUUUCUUGGAGUCCUGAGGAACCGAAUUCAUCGAGGUUUGAGGGUACCACAGCAGCAAGGCAUUCAAGGUUUCUGGAAGUGUGUGAAAAAAGAAAGCAUUAAAGAAGUCAAAGAACUUUGGAAGCAAACUGGGAAAAGUCCUUUUUAAAGCAGUCCAUUUAUCUUUUGCUUAAGUGGUUUUUCUUAGGAGUUUGUCUGUCCUGUUUACAUAAUAACUAAGUAAAAAAUGCUCUUUUUUUAGCUAUAGUUAAAGUUUAAUUAACCCAGACUCUAAUGCAAUAAUUUUAUAAUCGUUCCAGUGCAAUCAGUUUGGUUUACAGAACUGGUAUCGCUUUGGCCUCCAUACCAAAGGACUCUUGUUCUGGGGAAUAGUGUUGUUUACUGCUCUGUGGAGUCUGACCCUGCACUGUAGGAUACAGGAUGCACAGGAUCAAAUCAUGGCCCCAGGCAGGAGUAUCACAGCACUAUCAUCUCCUGUUGAAGGAGUGAACAUCAUCUCAGCCACCAACACAGCAGCUCUCCUUCUCCAUCUAGGGCAGAGGUCCACAAGGCAAAAUCACUUGCACAACACAUUUUAAACCAAGUUAUCCUAAAUCAAAAAGGAAAAUUCACACGUUGUUAUGGGGAUCUGCUCAUGUGCUGGUUGCUGGUGCUUGAUUCCAGCAGUUCCUGUGUGGAUUUCUGGUUUGUCUGCCUUCAUGGUGUUAUUAUUAAACUGGAAAUACAAGACUGAUAGGCUUGAUGCAGGGUUUAAAAGUUGUACAUUGGUCAAUGAGUUUGUAUUGAGUGUCUCAGACUUCUUCCACAUAGUAUAAAUGGGAAGAAAAAAAUCUUCAUUCUAUCAAACACAGUGGUAGCUACAAUUUGACUCAUUACUAUUUUGCUUUAGUUGUAUUGCAGAAGAUGAAUGCGUAACAAGUAGUUGUUUUAUCUCACUAAAAGUUGUGACAGGGAAACCUGAAGUAUCUCAGGAAAUCAAGGUUAUAAUAAGCCAUUGUUGAGGUAAUGUGUCCAAUAAAAAACCAAAUACAAAUGUUUACUACUCCAAAUGCAAAGUUAGACCUAAGAUCUUAAACUAAAAGGAGGAACAAAUCAAGACUACCACUUAGAAAUUACAGGUGAACUUUUUUUUGCAAUAACAUAAGGUGCAUCUCUGUGUACACAGGUGUGCACGUUACAUGUUUUGUCUUUCUUGCAAGAAAGGAGCCAAAAGCCAGGUCCAGAUCACUCUUCCUGGUUGGCCACAAUAUAUAGGAGAUAGACUUAUCUGUAAAGCUGUCAAGGUUCUUCCUCUUUCCCACUCUCAGUUGUCUGACUUGUGUUGGCUGGGGUGAAAGCUUAACCUUUCAGGACAGGUUUGUGAUAACAGAGAUAAUAGACUCAAAAUGUGGACUAGGGAAAUGUCUCAAGAAAAAUAACCAAGAAACCACUCAGUGAGGUGUUAUCCAUCCGUUUCUUGCUUGACAUCAGCUACAUUUGCCUCACAGCUGUAAAUAAGCUGAACAUAUGGUGCUUGGUUGUCAUUUCUUUGGGUUUUGUGACAAGAGGGGCAAUUUCCAUGAUAGAUAAGACAUCAGGGCAGCUCUCACUUGGUGCAGGGACAGGAGAGAAUGCGUUGGGAAACCCUAAAGGUUCCGCCUAAGGAAUACUGAGCUUACUGAGAAUGUGUUUGAUGUGUCAGUACCUGUCAUGUUUGUGCUGAGGACAAGUCCUAGUGCCUGAAAUUUGGCAUAGUGAUCUCUCCUGGGGAACACAGUGAGAAGCCAGCAAAGCAGCUCUUCCCUCAUGGCCUCAGCUUGGAGCUUUAAUCUAAAGUGUUAAAGAGAAAAUGCUGGUAGUCCUGUCGAGGACACGCAUCCAGAACAAGACCAUGCCUGUGGGGAUGUCCUGAGACUGUCUGGAAGAUCACACCAGUGACCAUCAAGGAUCCCUUUUUCCUCAGGAAAGAACCCAAAUGCAGUAAAUGCCUCCUCCCCUCAAACGGAGCUCAUGCAGUGCUAUGUGGGCAGCAGGAUAGCAGGUGGCUGGUUUACUUUGUGUCUUUGGAAAUUGUUUGUUGCUUCUCGUGGUGGGAGCAAAGGUGGGGCGGUGGGACUGGCACCACAGUACCACAGCCAGCUGCACUUCACCAAAUUAUCCAAAAAAUUACAAUAUUGAAGAAGAGUCCAUGGCAUAGAAGUAAGUAUGUGUUCUCCCAAAGUGUGCUUUGUGCCAGCUCUGGGUUUAAUGCAAGGCUGCCUUUUAUUUGUUGCUGUUAAUAUUUUGGCAAAUCAUUUUUACUUUGGAGUGGAAAUUAUUCCCUAGCAUUUUAUUCUGUGUGAAGUUAAUAGAUUUAUUAUGUUUUUUAUUGCUUUUGUGGUUUCUUUUGCUUACUAAUUACUUCCUUCUUACAAGCUGUUUGGUUUCCUUUUGGAAAAAUCAACUCAUUUAGCUUUAGUGUAUCUAGAAGUUUAAUUCCUCAGUACUCAUUUCUAUCUGGGUUUGUGCAAUCAGCAGUAUCUGCUUUCAGGGAUUUCAAGUUUUGUUUUUCAGCAAAAGCUUUGAUUUCAAGUUCAGAGGAAAAGCAAAGGGAUAUGCUUGGGUUUGAUAUUAAUUUUGUGUCUAUUGUAAAAAGAAAAAAAUUGAUUGGAAAUUAAAACAGAGUUAUGAAUAAUUUUCAGAAGGUAUCCUGAAAGUGCAGCCAGGAAGGAACUUCUUUAAAGGCCAGGGAUGACUUGUCUACCAGGCUUGAAGAAUCAGACUCUGUGUUUAAUUUGUAAGUUUAUUGUUAUUUGUCAAUUAAAAUGGUCUGUUUUACAACAGUCUUAAAAUAAUUUCUCUUUUUUAAUAUCUUAGAUUAAAAGAUAUAUUUAUGUAUUUAGAUAAACCCUGUUUUUUAAGAAAUUCAUUAUAGUUUAAGUACUUGAUGUUUUAGUUCCUUUUAGUCACUGUAUAAUAUUUGCAGCCUGCUGUGAGCAUUACUCAACACAAUUUAGUUAAGGCUUAUGCCAGCUACCAGUCUAAAUGUCAAUUGUGACUUGUUUCAACAUAAGGAACUCUUCCUCUGAACAGAAAUGUAUAGAAAAGCUAAAUAAAAUUGAUUUUUUUUUAAAUCUA
This is a messenger RNA of Pyrgilauda ruficollis (rufous-necked snowfinch), 4402 nucleotides long. It is a transcript of the gene MICU2, whose product is annotated as mitochondrial calcium uptake 2. Gene Ontology annotation, biological process: calcium import into the mitochondrion; mitochondrial calcium ion homeostasis. Gene Ontology annotation, molecular function: calcium ion binding. The coding region runs from base 126 to 1454 and encodes 442 amino acids. The transcript has 12 exons. Gene Ontology annotation, cellular component: uniplex complex. NCBI's taxonomy places the organism in Eukaryota, Metazoa, Chordata, Aves, Passeriformes, Passeridae. The record is from RefSeq and is a predicted model, not a curated record.